UCACACAGGAUUAAACGUGGCGGCGAUUUUUAUCAUAUAAGUUAGGUUAUAUCGUAUGCAUCAAAAUCAUACAAUUAUUUAUAAGCUAGUUUUUUAAGGAAAAAACACUUAAAUUUAGUGAAUUUGCAGUGCGAAAUCUUUAAAAAACCACAGACGAACACUUGGCACAAACGAAAGUUACGUGUGAACGUCGUGGCUUUUGUUUAAUUGUUUUGAACGGAAAGAACUUUGGCAACGUUAAAACCAACCUAUAAGAUACAUAAGAACACCAGCAACAACAACGGCAACAGUGUAAAAUUCUUUAAGUGCGCAUCCCCUUAAGCAAAAACAAAAAAAAAAAAAUCAACAAACACAACACACAAGUUAAUUUCUUUUGCACACCGGGUUAAGAAAAAAGCGGCAAGAUUACGUCAAUUAUUGAAAACCUACCCGGCGCCAUAGCUCACAACCACAACCAGAACAACAUCAUGGAGGAAGACGAGAGGGGCAAACUGUUUGUGGGCGGUCUAUCCUGGGAGACGACACAGGAGAAUUUGUCGCGCUACUUCUGCCGCUUCGGCGACAUCAUCGACUGCGUGGUGAUGAAGAACAACGAGAGCGGCAGGUCGCGCGGCUUCGGCUUUGUUACUUUCGCCGAUCCCACCAAUGUCAACCAUGUGCUGCAGAACGGACCGCACACGCUGGACGGCCGCACCAUCGACCCGAAGCCUUGUAAUCCUCGCACGCUGCAGAAGCCGAAGAAGGGCGGUGGCUACAAGGUCUUCCUGGGUGGUUUGCCCUCGAAUGUCACCGAGACGGAUCUGCGCACCUUCUUCGGGCGCUACGGCAAGGUCACCGAGGUGGUGAUCAUGUACGACCAGGAGAAGAAGAAGUCUCGCGGCUUCGGCUUCCUCUCCUUUGAGGAGGAAUCGUCCGUGGAGCACGUGACUAACGAGCGCUACAUUAAUUUAAAUGGCAAGCAGGUUGAGAUCAAGAAGGCCGAGCCUCGUGACGGAUCUGGCGGGCAGAACUCCAACAACAGCACUGUGGGCGGCGCCUAUGGCAAGUUGGGCAACGAAUGCAGCCACUGGGGACCGCACCAUGCUCCCAUCAACAUGAUGCAGGGCCAAAACGGUCAGAUGGGCGGACCUCCGCUAAACAUGCCCAUUGGGGCGCCGAACAUGAUGCCCGGCUACCAGGGCUGGGGCACGUCACCGCAGCAACAGCAGUACGGCUACGGAAAUAGCGGACCCGGCUCAUACCAGGGCUGGGGAGCACCACCCGGUCCCCAGGGACCUCCGCCACAGUGGUCGAACUAUGCUGGACCGCAACAGACGCAGGGCUAUGGUGGCUACGACAUGUACAACUCGACGUCGACCGGUGCACCCUCUGGACCAUCGGGCGGCGGUAGCUGGAACUCGUGGAACAUGCCUCCCAACUCGGCCGGACCCACUGGGGCACCAGGAGCAGGAGCAGGCACUGCUACGGAUAUGUACUCGCGGGCCCAGACCUGGGCAGCGGGUGGUCCGUCAACCACCGGACCUGUUGGCGGCAUGCCGCGCACCGGACCCGGAAAUUCGGCCUCGAAGUCUGGCUCCGAGUACGACUAUGGCGGCUAUGGUUCUGGUUACGACUACGACUAUAGCAACUACGUAAAGCAGGAGGGCGCCUCCAACUACGGAGCUGGGCCGCGGUCAGCGUAUGGCAACGAUAGUUCCACGCAGCCGCCGUAUGCCACUUCGCAGGCUGUCUAAAAAGGCGGAUAGACAUAAGGAGAAGGAGGAGGAUGCAGUGGAGAAGGCGAAGGAGUAGGAGUUGGAGCCGGAGUAGCAGAGCAGAAUGAUGUCGUCGUCGGCGAAUGAUGAAGACAGAAAAGAUGGUGGUAAUUGUAAGCUAAAGCGUCGUCUGUUCGUUUUUAUUUCAGAUCAGAUCAGUUGUUGAAGUUAAUAUUUAAAAACUCUUGUACAACUAUUAUUUAAAGCGAAACCAAUUUAACAACACGAAUGAAUACCUAGCGACAAGUCAGAAUCAUAGAUAUAUAUAUAUACAUGUAUGUUCUAUAUAGCAAUGAGUAUGUAAUAAUAGGCAAAAACAUCAGCACACAACACCAACAACCAUUAUUCAGACAAGAGAACCCAAUUUCUUUCAUGCGCCCCUCAUAUGAACACCAUUAAAACACCUACCUAAACACACCUGUCAGCCAAGCAACUAACCAGAAAUACUACACCCAACUAGAACUAAAACUAAAACUAAAACCCGUAGGCUCAUACGAUACACAAGGCAUUAACAACAAAAUAGAAAGUGAAGAUUUAAACGUAAUGAUUUACAAGUAUAAAGUUUAGCUAAUUAGACCCAAGAACAUGAUAAUAGAGUGGAAGUGCGAGGAGAGCCAACACAACAAGAAUCACACAACCAAGAAGAUUAGAACUUAUAUAAUUUUAUUAAAAACAAAAAGUACACAAGUAAA
Drosophila kikkawai is the source of this 2446-nucleotide messenger RNA. It is a transcript of the gene Hrb27C, whose product is annotated as Heterogeneous nuclear ribonucleoprotein at 27C. The record is from RefSeq and is a predicted model, not a curated record. Gene Ontology annotation, molecular function: mRNA binding. NCBI's taxonomy places the organism in Eukaryota, Metazoa, Arthropoda, Insecta, Diptera, Drosophilidae. Gene Ontology annotation, biological process: regulation of translation.